AGCCCUUUGGCCCUUCCCCAAACCCUCACAAUCGGACGUCUCUAGGAGACCAAAUCGCUGCUGCACGAGACGACCGCGCUUCAGAGGAAAAAGGCAAAGCGGCAGAACCCAAACCCUAGAUCCGCCUUCGUACUCAAGAUGGUUUCCGAUGCGAGUAAGAAGAAGGCGGCUCAGAAGAAGGCUGCAGCUGCCGCCAAGCGAGGCGGAAAGGCUGCGGCGGCUGCCGCCUCGUCGAAGGCCGCUGCUGCUGCGGAAAACGGUAGCAAAGCCGAUGGUUUGGCUAAUAAGGUCGCUGAUAUCCAAUUGUCCGAUCGGACCUGCACCGGAGUUCUCUGCUCGCAUCCUUUGUCCAGAGAUAUUCGGAUAGAGUCUCUUUCGCUAACUUUCCAUGGCCACGAACUGAUAGUGGACACUGAACUGGAACUCAAUUAUGGAAGGCGUUAUGGUUUGCUUGGGCUAAAUGGCUGUGGAAAGUCCACUCUUCUUGCUUCCAUAGGUUGCCGAGAGCUUCCAAUACCAGAUCACAUGGAUAUCUACCACCUUACAAGGGAAAUCGAAGCUUCUGACAUGUCUUCUCUCGAGGCUGUCAUUAACUGUGAUGAAGAGAGGCUUAAAUUGGAAAAGGAGGCGGAACUAUUGGCUGCACAGGAUGAUGGUGGUGGUGAACAACUAGAACGCCUUUAUGAGCGUUUGGAAGCAAUGGAUGCUGCAACUGCUGAGAAACGGGCCGCCGAAAUUUUAUUCGGGCUCGGAUUUGACAAGAAUAUGCAAGCCAAGAAAACCAGAGACUUUUCUGGUGGAUGGAGGAUGAGGAUUGCUUUAGCAAGAGCCCUUUUCAUGAAUCCAACCAUAUUGUUGCUCGAUGAACCAACAAAUCAUCUUGACUUGGAGGCAUGUGUUUGGUUGGAAGAGACGUUGAAGAGGUUCGAUCGAAUUCUCGUGGUGGUGUCACACUCCCAGGACUUUCUAAACGGAGUCUGCACCAACAUUAUCCAUAUGCAAAACAAGAAGCUAAAGCUCUAUACCGGUAACUACGACCAAUACGUCCAAACCCGUUCCGAGCUCGAAGAAAACCAAAUGAAGCAAUACAAGUGGGAGCAGGAGCAGAUAGCCUCAAUGAAGGAAUACAUCGCCCGAUUCGGCCAUGGAUCCGCUAAACUCGCUCGUCAAGCCCAGAGCAAGGAAAAAACUUUAGCGAAGAUGGAGCGAGGCGGGCUAACUGAAAAGGUCGUCAAGGACAAGAUUCUCGUUUUCCGAUUUCAGGACGUCGGAAAGCUCCCGCCUCCUGUUCUCCAGUUCGUCGAAGUCUCAUUCGGCUACACCCCUGACCACAUCCUCUACAAGGACCUCGAUUUCGGCGUCGACCUCGACUCGAGGGUCGCCUUGGUGGGUCCCAACGGUGCUGGGAAAAGUACCCUUUUGAAGCUGAUGACGGGCGAUUUGGUUCCCCUUGACGGCAUGGUCCGUCGACACAACCAUUUAAGGAUUGCGCAGUUCCAUCAGCAUUUGGCUGAGAAGCUCGAGCUCGACAUGUCGGCGUUGCAGUACAUGAUGAGGGAGUACCCAGGGAACGAGGAGGAGAAGAUGCGGGCGGCGGUUGGGAAAUUCGGGCUGAGUGGGAAAGCGCAGGUGAUGCCGAUGAGGAACCUGUCGGACGGGCAGAGGAGCCGCGUGAUCUUCGCGUGGCUGGCGUGGAGGCAGCCGCACAUGCUGCUGCUGGACGAGCCGACUAACCAUUUGGAUAUCGAGACGAUCGACUCGCUGGCGGAGGCGUUGAACGAGUGGGACGGGGGGUUGGUGCUGGUUAGCCACGACUUCCGGCUUAUAAACCAGGUGGCGCACGAGAUAUGGGUGUGCGAGAAUCAGACGGUGUCGCGCUGGGAGGGCGAUAUUAUGGACUUUAAGCAGCACUUGAAGGAUAAGGCCGGUUUGUCCGAUUGAUUGAUUGAUUGAAAUUGGACUGGGUUUUGGAGUCGGGGAUGUACGCAAUGUUGUCGUGGUUGUGGUCGUGGUCUCGUUUCUUUGUCUGGUCCUUCCCGGAUGGAUUUUUUUCGACGCGUGCUCGGGAGGGUGGAUUCCGGCGGGAAAGAAACUGUAAGACUUACAUUUCAUUACAGUUCAUUUGCAUUGCAUUACUUAUAUAUACAUAGAUGUGUGCAUUUUUGUGCUGUUAUGGUGAAAAUAGAUGAUAGAAGAAGAACGGUGAGACCUGACCAGACUAGACCAUAGUUUUAUACGAUUUUGCGAGAGAUCCAUCUUAUUACUACUUGCUAUUAUUAUUAUUAUCACUAUUACUAUUACAUUACUAUUAUAUCUAGUCUCUCGAGUCUACUUUUAUGAUUAUAUAUAUAUAUAUAUGAUUAUAUUUUUGAUUAUAUGAACAUGAGUAUUAUUUUGAUGUUGUGCCGUUUUAUAUUUUUGUUUGUUAGAGCAUUAGUAAGUAAUGUUAUAAGUAGUAUGUUAUGUUAUAGUUUAUUUGAUUUGAAUAAGUGAGGAAGAGGGUGGGUUGUAUUGUUGGAUAUGAAGUUGGCAUGCAUGCAUGCAUGUUGUGUAAUCUUUGGUAUUUUAUUUUGCUUUUUUUAUAAACCUCUCUAUGAAAACAAUUUCUAAAAAUAAAAUAAAAUAAUUAUUGCUA
Molecule: messenger RNA, 2635 nt
Organism: Andrographis paniculata
Lineage: Eukaryota; Viridiplantae; Streptophyta; Magnoliopsida; Lamiales; Acanthaceae
Product: ABC transporter F family member 1
Exons: 6
Coding region: 139-1941 (600 amino acids)
Molecular function (GO): ATP binding; ATP hydrolysis activity
Source: RefSeq, a predicted model, not a curated record